Haliotis rufescens (red abalone) is the source of this 849-nucleotide messenger RNA. RefSeq names its product fatty acid-binding protein, brain-like. The record is from RefSeq and is a predicted model, not a curated record. Lineage: Eukaryota; Metazoa; Mollusca; Gastropoda; Lepetellida; Haliotidae. Gene Ontology annotation, molecular function: fatty acid binding. The coding region runs from base 87 to 482 and encodes 131 amino acids. The transcript has 4 exons. Gene Ontology annotation, cellular component: nucleus; cytosol. Gene Ontology annotation, biological process: fatty acid transport.
CCACGUGACCGCGUCGAGCAGACGACAGUUUGCCGGGCCUGCACACAGUAUUCAGAGUCCGACUGAACAACUGACAACACGCAAGUAUGUCUGCCCUCGUUGGAAAGUGGAAGCAAGUUGAGUCUGAAAACUAUGGCGCAUUAUUUGAUGCAUUAGGUGUCCCGGCUGAGACCAAGGAAUUGUUCCUGGCCAACAAGGCGGAAGUUGAGAUUGGCAAUGAUGGGGACACUUGGAGCAUCAAGUCCACCGUGAUGGGCAAGACGCGUGAGGACAAGUUCAAGCUUGGGGAGGAGACAGAUGGCGUCUCCAUCAUCGGAUCUCCAAUCAAGUUUACAACGACCUUGGAUGGAGAAGCACUGGUGGAAGUGGGCAAGGCCCAAGGGAAGGAAGUCACGACCAGGCGGGAGGUUAAAGGGGGACAACUGGUGUCGACCUUCACGCUCGGCGAUGUAGUUGCGGUCAUCAAGUCCGACAAAGCCUAAACGAUCUCUCCUGCGAUGAUGGGGUUCUUGGACAUGGCUAGAAACCUACUGACUUUAAAACGCGCAACGACAAAAUGCAAAUGAACAUGUGUGUGACGUGUGUAUACCACCGGGGAAGCAUAGUGUGAUAUGAAAUUAUCUCCUCUUGUUUGAGACAUCAACCUAAUGGUAUUUGGUUUACUGAGUGUUCAAGCCCCUUUUGUAACGAUACAUACAAUUGCACAGAUGUUUGAAUUAUUGCUAGAAGAGGUACAAGUCUUUUGCCAGAAGAGCUGAAGUUCCACCAAGGACAACUGCUGUACAAAUCCCGUGUGUAUUGUACUGCUGCAAGAACUUCUGUUUUAACAAAAUAAAGCUUACCACCUUU